AUGUACUCUUCAUUAACUAGGAAGUUAGUAUUUGCUAUUGUCGCUGUAUCCCUAUACUUCUUUGAGAUAAACAUAUUGGGAAGACUAAAAUCUAAAUACGUCUGGGGUGGACAAUACGAUCUUCAUAUCAAAACACCUGUUGAUUUCAACAAUAUUCAAGGAUAUGAUAUAGCUGGAAAAGCAAAUUCAUCCUAUGUCAAGAAAUCAAGGUUUGUGGACAUGCCAAUCCUCCAUAACACGAGUGCUAUUGAAUACAAAAAGAUAGAGAAAAUUCUAGUAAAGCGACUCUUGCAUGGUGUUGGACCAAAAGCAUCAUCCUAUAUUAUAUUGAGAGAAGAUGAACCUUAUGGCUUCGGAAACAAUUUUCGGAGCUUGCUGGCCUCUGCUUUAAUAGCUUUGAUAAGCGGAAAACGACUGAGAAUUAUGUGGGAUAACUACUUCUUACUAAUGGACAAUGAAUUCAUUCGGUUGCGAUACAAUGAAUCGGAAGUGAAAAGGAACAAAAUCAGUUACUAUUAUACGUUUCCCAAAGAUUUGUUCACUUCAGUCAAUAAUGAUCCAAACAUCACCGACUAUUUCAAAUCCAAAUACUCAGGGAUCCAUACCUAUGCCAUCUUGUCUCCAUCGAUUUGUUCCAACCCAGAAUAUGUGGAGAAGCUUGUGGACAUUGGACUGAUUCCAAAUGCUGAGAAUGCAAUGAUUGAAAUCCACCAUCGACUCUCUCGGAUCUUAUUUCAACCCAAGAAGUCUCUAAUAAACGAAACAAGAGUAUUCAUGAAGGAAAAUAAGCUGGAAAAUUGUGUUGGCAUUCAAUAUCGAACAGGUGGAUAUGUAUCCCACUUUUACGAGCGUACUACGUUUCUAUCGUUAGACUCUGUCGUCGAGAGUGCAAAAAUUCUAAAAACAGCAUUUGCAAAUAAGAACCGGACGGUAUUUUUAACAACGGAUUCUAUGAAAGUAUUGAAAGUCGUUCCGAAAAUGAUGGAACCAUUACAAGUUAGGAGUGUCCAAAUGUAUGCGAUUGGCCACUCUGCUUCAAAUAGAAAGACUUUUGUUGGAUUGUCCCCAAUAAUGAAUCGAAUUUUUAUGGAUCUGUACAUAUUUUCAAGCUGCGAUUCUAUCUUUUGGACGCGAAAUAGUUCUUUCGGAGAAUUAGGGUACUGGCUCUCUAAUUCUCAUACGGCAUGUCAAAUAGAUAAAUAA
Blastocystis hominis is the source of this 1203-nucleotide messenger RNA. RefSeq lists its product as hypothetical. The record is from RefSeq and is a predicted model, not a curated record. The coding region runs from base 1 to 1203 and encodes 400 amino acids. The transcript is spliced from 6 exons. NCBI's taxonomy places the organism in Eukaryota, Bigyra, Opalinata, Blastocystidae.